CUGUGAUGGCGUUAUAUCGAAGUAAUAUACUUACUUAUCCAAAGAGAAAAGGUGGUUGGGUAAAUACACUAUGACAGAUCGAUGACAGAAAAUUCAAAGUACCUUCUAUGAGCUCAUUUCUUUCAGUUCAGAUUUACCAUGAACAAAUUCAAAUCAGCGCAACAAUAUCCACUGACAAAGAUAGCAGGAAAUACCGCAUCUCAUUAUGAUAAAAGUUUAGUUUAUCACAAAUAUGAUUUGGGAUCCUCUGAAAAAAUCAGUUACUGGUUGCAAGUAUUUGAUAUCAGUGCAAAGGAGUGGUUCAAUUCAAACUCAAUUGUUAGCCAUAAAUAAUCUACUCAUUGUUGGCAAAACCUCAUUUUUACCCAAGAUGAGUGAAAAUGAACGCAACAUAUACGAAAUGGAUCUCGGUUCAAAAAAAAUGUCAUCCGAUUAUUGGAAAAUGCCAACGGAAUAUCGAUCAUUUUACCACAUGAGAAUAGUCGGCCACAUAGAUUUGGUAUUUUGCGUCAUUACUCUGAUAUCAAACGCUUUCAUAAUCGCCAUAUUCAAAAUGAAAAGUAACAUCACACCGGGGAACACGAUAUUUACUCACAUGGCCAUCAUGGAAUCCCUCACCACGAUUAUUUCCUUGGUUCGCGUAUGGCACGAAUACUUCCGAGUGACGGAAUGUGCAAUAGCUCUGCACAGGACAUACAUUUGGGAAAUGGUUUCAUUGUACACUUACAAAAUUGCGUUCAUGUUUCGGCACAUAGCAGUUUGGUUGGCUGUAAUGAUGACUGUAUGGAGAUACAUUGCAGUAGUGCAUCCGCUCAGGGAACGUGACUGGUGCAAUAUGCAAAUCACACGUAAACUUAUAAUAGCCGGGUACAUAUUUGGCCUGGUGCUCUCAGUCCCACCGUUUUUCGCUUGGGGUUUUGGACCAGCUGAAAAAUUACUCGAUGAAAAAGGAUGCAUAAUGAGGAAUUACGUCAAUGGCACAAACACAACGACAAUCUACGAGUUUAAAAUUCCAGUCGAAGAUAACCCAGUUAUCGUUAUCACAUCAACUGCAUUUUACAGCGGAAUUAAAAUACUGCCAUCGAUUGCGUUCGCUGUAAUGAGUUACAAGGUGAUCCUGGCUCUAACUGAGGCGAAAAAACGUCGAAAAAACUUACUCGUAAGCCGAAAUGGCACAAUCAACUCGAACGAAGAUCAACAUACUACUAGAACUACAAAAAUUCUGAUGAUAAUUUUGGGUUUGUUUGUGACAGCGGAAGUUCCUCACGGAGUGCAUCUUGUGUUAUUCGCAUUGUACGGCCCGAAAUUUUUUUGGGAUUAUUAUUACUAUGCGCAGGAAGUAAUGAACCUAUUUAUUCAGAUUUCUGAGUCUUUCAAUUUUGUGAUUUAUUACGCAAUGAGUCAACAAUUUAGGAAAAACUUCAGGCAACUGUUCGAUAAAAAUAAUAGUCAGCUGGUUAGUACUCACACAGCAUCAAUUUCAAAAAACAUAUCUUCUUCGUCGAGUGCUCAUAACCUGUUAUCGAGUACCGUAGCAAUUGGACAACGAUUGAAGAUGAAUCAUUCUGAAGGCGCAUGAGAAUUGAAUGCUUCAAUCGAUAAAGUAUUAUAACCUAUAGCUACGACAUGAAAUUUUACAAGGGGGCUAUCCCAACAAUAUAAUCGGGGAGCCCGCUUAAGGAUCUAUUGCACCCCCCCCCCCCGGUCGAUCUUCCGGGACAACUUUUUUCCUAUAGGGGGAGUCCUAAGGAACAUUUCUAGCCCUUGUACUCUAAAAAAAAUGGCCCCACUUACAAAAUGGUGACCAUUUUGAUUGACAGGUCAGCCAAAAUCCCAGAUUUUACGUUCCAACAUCGGACUUGCACAAAAUUUUUCAAACUGUAUGGGUAGAUCAAAAGAUCAAGCAAAAUUUAUCAUCAAGUGCUAAAG
Planococcus citri (citrus mealybug) is the source of this 1929-nucleotide messenger RNA. RefSeq names its product sex peptide receptor-like. Gene Ontology annotation, biological process: G protein-coupled receptor signaling pathway. NCBI's taxonomy places the organism in Eukaryota, Metazoa, Arthropoda, Insecta, Hemiptera, Pseudococcidae. The transcript is spliced from 3 exons. Gene Ontology annotation, cellular component: plasma membrane. Bases 233 to 1579 code for a protein of 448 amino acids. The record is from RefSeq and is a predicted model, not a curated record. Gene Ontology annotation, molecular function: G protein-coupled peptide receptor activity.